Molecule: messenger RNA, 2139 nt
Organism: Colletotrichum orchidophilum
Lineage: Eukaryota; Fungi; Ascomycota; Sordariomycetes; Glomerellales; Glomerellaceae
Exons: 6
Coding region: 1-2139 (712 amino acids)
Source: RefSeq, a predicted model, not a curated record
AUGCUCAAGCCUAUACGACAGGCUGUGAUUUUAGGAUUAGACUGGGGAAGCAGCUCGAUCCGUGCGAGUAUUCUAACCCGCGACACACGGCACCCAGAGAAUGUCUAUAACGAAGAUUCAAUACCUGCCCACGACGAACAUUAUCAGAAAGGCGCGUUCAACGCAGCAUUAUAUCUGGAUGGCAUUGGCAAGGUCUACACAGGCGAAGCCAUCGACGAGGAUCGUGAACCAGUGCCGUCAAAGCCCUUCUUCUCCCAAUCCCCACAGACUGGGAUUAAUGCAAUUGAUGCAUUGUUGAAUGGCUUGCGAGCGGAUGCAACGUGGGCACUUGUUCAUGAGGGUAUGGAAGAGAUUGCCAAGACAGUCUUUAAGAGCAUUGGAGGUUUCUGUAACGGCAACAACGAGCUUGACGAACUCUACUGUAUCGACGAAAUAGGGCUGUCGUACCCUGCUCACUGGAGGCUAGGAGAACGAACAAAGUACGAGGAGCUCUUGAGAAAGGUUAUACCCAAAGAGUCAGCCUGGGUCAAGCCAGAUGUCGACAUCAGCUUUCAUGUUGAAAGCCUGGCAUCGGCACACAGAUUAUUCUCCUCUCCACGGCUGAUCGGCAAGAUCAUGCCUCCGUCAAAGACUCCAGUGCUUGUUGUCUUUCUAGACUUCGGUGGCUACACCAUGAAAAGUAACGCUAACGACCUGAGCUACCACAGAGUGGGGGAAACCUUUUCGGCCUUUGGCGGUACUCAACUGUGGGAGCAGCAGGUUGGCAUUUUCUGCCGAAAGUACGUCGAGGCGGAGACUAACAGGCCAAAACUAUCGCCCCGACAACGAGCAGAAUGUCUCGAGAUGUUCCAUCGCGAGAUCAAGAAGUUUGAAACAAGUGAAAUUGAGCCAAUGCACCUAACUUACCGAAUCCCUCUCAAGGAGGGGCACCUAUCAUACAGCGUGUGUCUACCCAAACACAGCGCCGAGAACUGUUUCUGGAAUGCUUUGGCAGGGCCGAUAAAACUCGCCGAGAAGAAGAUCGCCGAAGCAGUGACUCUGAGCUCCCGUGUCAAAGUCGUCCUGUCUGGGGGCAGCGGCAAAAAUACUGUUGUUCAAGCACGGCUGAGAUCGGCUUGCGAGAGACUUGGGGUAUCGCAUCCGUACUGCAUGAACCAAAAGCUCGCGAAGGAGGAUUCAUGGAAUAUCUCCCGAGGGGCAGCAAUUGCAACGGCGAAUACAAUAUCUGUACAUGAGUCGAUGGCGAACGGCGCGGCGUUUGGUUUCCAACGGGGAGGUUAUGCCACUCUCAACAGCCCGGAGGGACUUAGAAGCUCAUGGGAAGAAGAAAUAGAAGUUUCGUUGGACUUGAAUGGGUCACGUUCCUGGAAAAGGUGGUGCGGCGAUACAACGAGAAUCAAGAUCAUUUGCGAUCCCUUUCUUCAACUGCCCGACAGAAAAACACAUCUCCGUUUCUCGUCGUGUUGCGAUGUCGUGGAACUUCCUCAGCCUUCCAAAGGGUACUGGGAGUUCGAGCUUCGCUUUGCAGGCGAUGGCGAUGACCUACGUCUUGUCGUGGAACGAGGUUACAUGGGGCACACCGGAAGAAAGAUCUUCCGCCACAUGCCAACGUUGGAGUUGCCACUCUACUACGACCCGUCUUCCUGCUGCUGUCUGAUCAAAACAGAUGUAGACGAUGAAGGCUAUGGUCUCUUGGUCACAGAAACAGGGGAGAUCGUGGCUUGCCCAAGAGAGCCAACACGAAAUCAUCUGGAGCGAGGAGGCCGACCACGUCUUGGGGAGAGUGGGAACAUUCGAAAGCGCAAGCGAAUGGCACCAGCUAGGCGCGGUGGAGUCGGUGGCAGGCAGGGAAAGGCUGGCGUCAAACCAACAGGUCAUCUUCCGGAACUCAAGCCACCCAAUUACUUGCCAAAAUCUACAAGGGCCCCGGUGAUUUCUCAGUUCAACGGGUCCACCGAUGGGCUUCCCUCUGCUCAUCUGGUCAGGGAAACGAGAAGCAUGGAAAGCAGUAGGCGUGAAAAUUCUGUCAUCCCGGUGGUGUCUGACACGGUGGUUGGUAGGCAGGCUUUAUCUCCAGAAUGUGGUGUGACGAAUCAUUCUUUCUGGGAACAGGCAACUGUUGCGGAAUCGGGGCCCUGA